AUGGCGCGGCCGCCGGCCAUUAGCAUGCACCGGACGAGCGGCCGCGCGGCACCCGGGCCCGCGCUGUCCCCGCGCCCGCCCGGCGGCGCCCAUUGUGCCCGGGCCGCGCCGCGGGGCGGCCCCGAGCCCGCCCGCAGCCCUCAGCGCGCCCGACGGCCGGUCUCUGCAAGUUGGGGCCCGCGCCUCCCGCCGGCCCGGGAAGCACGUGAACUUGGAGAAAGUCGCGGGGCGCGCCGGCCCGGACCUCCGCGGCAGGGCGUGGGCGCCCCCGGCCCGGCGCGCUUUCGUUUUCGUCGGGGACAAAGGUCCCCCGAGGCGCUAGUCGCGGACGCGGAGACCGGGUGCUGCCCGCCGCUCCUCGGAGAGGUCCGGUGGCUCCGUACGGGCAAGCCGGGGUCAGAAGAGGAGGAGCGGCGUGGUGCGGGACCUGGCGGCUGGGGCCUGGCCGUGCGCCUCGCCCGGCCGUCGCUCCGUCCCGGAGCCGUCCCGCCCUGCGAAGAGUUGCGGGAGAUGGCACCGUGCUGCGCUCUGCGGUUUACACGCGCCAAGGAGGGAAGCGUUUCGGACCAGGACUCAGACCCGUGGCCCAGGGCCUGUGCGGUGCGGGCACGAGAGCGCAGCGCCGGCCGCGUCCCCGCGCGCUCCUCCGCCAAGGGCAGGGCAGUCGACCUGCGUGUCACGGGUCACUAUCAGGUUCCGGGGCGACUCCUGAGGAUGCCUCUCGACCCGGGUCUUGGCAUCAGACCUGUACUCACGAGCAGCCCCGGGAACACGGCGCCGGGCUGGGUGCUCCCGCAGGAGUGGGCAAGGUGAACCCCGCGCCUUGCUUGUUCGGCAAAGCCAAGGGCAGAAGAGCAGGACCU
Molecule: messenger RNA, 863 nt
Organism: Lontra canadensis (Northern American river otter)
Lineage: Eukaryota; Metazoa; Chordata; Mammalia; Carnivora; Mustelidae
Product: translation initiation factor IF-2-like
Exons: 3
Coding region: 1-813 (270 amino acids)
Source: RefSeq, a predicted model, not a curated record